Molecule: messenger RNA, 1167 nt
Organism: Micromonas commoda
Lineage: Eukaryota; Viridiplantae; Chlorophyta; Mamiellophyceae; Mamiellales; Mamiellaceae
Exons: 1
Coding region: 1-885 (294 amino acids)
Source: RefSeq, a predicted model, not a curated record
AUGGUUCUCGAUAACAAGUCCUUCGCGCAGAAGACCCUCGUGGUCUACGGCAUCUGCUACAUCUUCUACGGCGCCUCCUUCAUGGGUGAGACCCUCGGCCUGGAGGACGCCGGCUCGAAGUUUCAGGGCAAGAAAUCCGGCCCCGUCGGCUGGUCCGCCGCUCAGUGGGCCGGUAUCGGCGCCAUCGUGUGCGGCCUCGACUGCCUUUUCGUCGCGUUCAAGACCGGCGAGCAGACCGCCCUCCGCACCAUCCUCGUCAACGUCUUCGGCUGCUUCAUGCGCGUCGGCGUCUUCGCCGCGCAGGGCUCCAAGGCCUGGGGCGGCGAAACCGUCCACAACGAGUUCCUCCAGGGCGGCGCCAUCACCACCGUCUUCACGAUGGUCGGCCUCUACAACCUCAACGGCAACAUGAAGGCGGUCAAGAACGUCAUCAAGGUUCCCUCCAUGUCCGACCUCACCCACGCGGGCCUUCUCGUCCAGUUCACCCUCUUCUUCUUCUACAUCAUGCAGUUCAUCUGGACUGACUUUCCCGGAGCCAACUACAACUGCAAGGGCCCGUGCCGCGCCGAGGCCGGUCUCUACGGCAUGAUGGCUUGGACCGUGACCAUGUGGGCCCAGGUGACGCUUCAGAUCCUCGCCAUCAUGCAGACCGCCUCCAACGCCGAGAAGAUGGAGUUCGCCAAGAUGCGCGCGCUCACCGUCCUCGUCCAGCUCUGGCAGAUGCACACCCCCGGCGAGAAAGCCGUGUCCAUCCCCGCCAAGGACACCGAGAACAAGGCCGCCAUGGCCAUCGCUUUCCUCUCCUGCGCCGUCGCGGGUUUCAGCGACAAGCUCAAGGGCAACGCCAAGCCCGCCAAGUCUGCCACCCGCGCCAAGCGCAAGUAAGCGACUCGCCUAAUCCACCGUCGCUCACGACGGUUGGAUGACAUCAAGACAAGUCCCGAGAACGACUCGAGCCGGGCAAAAAAAAAGACCUUAACGUAUAUAAUGCAUCGGGAUAAAAGAACGUUGCGGUGUCGCGGGACGCGCAGCCGAGCGCCGAGGGGAUUUCCGGCCGCCGCGCGCGUCGCCACCGAGUGAUGUAUUGACCUCAUACGAUCGCGAGGAGCGUCGACGGUUUGUCGUGUUCGUCGGCGCUUGAAAUAAAAAUCAGUCAACCUCGCCACC